This is a messenger RNA of Trypanosoma cruzi, 945 nucleotides long. RefSeq names its product cytochrome b-domain protein, putative. The transcript has a single exon. Lineage: Eukaryota; Euglenozoa; Kinetoplastea; Trypanosomatida; Trypanosomatidae. The record is from RefSeq and is a predicted model, not a curated record. Gene Ontology annotation, cellular component: intracellular membrane-bounded organelle; membrane. Bases 1 to 945 code for a protein of 314 amino acids. Gene Ontology annotation, molecular function: heme binding.
AUGUGGUGGACAAUUUGUUUGGAUGUCGUGAAUACGGCGAGGUCAAAUGGUUUUUAUUGGGCUUGCCGCUGUUAUUUCUUUUUUGAUUUCCAAUUGGCAGAAUGCCAAUAUAUAUGUAUCUCUCUCUGUCUCUCUGUCUCUCUUUUUAUGGAUUUAAUUGCGGUUGACAUCUGGUGCCUGUUGGGGAGAGGGGAAGGGAGGGGGAGAAUAGGAAGGAAGACAUCUCUUUAUUAUUAUUAUUAUUAUUAUUUUUGGUUGUUGUUGCUGCACGGAAUGCCUGGGGGAGUUUACACAAUUGCGGAGGUGGCAAAACAUGCCGUAAAGAAGGACGGCUGGUUGAUCAUCAACAACGAUGUCUACAACGUCUCUAAAUUUUAUGAUGAUCACCCGGGCGGCAGGGACGUGCUGUUGAAUCUUAUUGGCGCGGACGCCACGGAUGCCUUUGAGGCGGUGCAGCACAGCGACGCUGCAAAGAGACUGCUGGCGGGCUUAAAGAUUGGUACAUUGGCGCAGGCGGAUGCAAAGAAGUACAUGCGGCUUAACGAUGUCAAGGAGAGGCAGAGGAGGGCAACAGAGAAGACGGCAUGUUGGCUGGUCAUUGCAAACAAAGUCUACGACUUGACGUCAUUUACGGAGCUUCAUCCCGGCGGCCGCGAAGUGCUUCUCUGUGAGGCCGGAACCGACGCCACACUGGCGCAUGAGAAAAUUGGUCACAGUGAACAGGCAAAAGAAAUGAUGAAAUCGUAUGUGGUUGCAGAGUUACACCCCGAUGACAGAGGAUCCACCACAGCCACCGCGAAAGAGUCUCUGGAGAAAAAUUCAAACUCGGUCUAUACCCGCGCGAAGGAUACAUCCGUGCGUGAUUUUGUUUUGGCUCAAAUUCAAUUGAUGGUAUUUCUUUUGUUGGGGAUCGUGGCUGUUGGGUUUGCGCUGGUUUACGUUUGA